Molecule: messenger RNA, 2262 nt
Organism: Amoebophrya sp. A25
Lineage: Eukaryota; Dinophyceae; Syndiniales; Amoebophryaceae
Source: the annotation of a GenBank genome assembly
AUGUCACCAGUUCUUGAGGGAACGAGGAAGCGAAAAGCCACGACUAGAGUCGACGGCAGUGGUAAGAAGAAGCUGAAGAAGGAGAAGAUCAGCGUCAAGGAGAUUGACGCACAGGAGAAGAAAGAUGUCGUGGAGACGGUCAAACCCGUGGCAUCUUCAUCAGACAAGCACGCCGUCAAGGCACCUUCAGAAAAGAAGAAGAAAAAUAAGCUCCUGAGUCAAUCAAAAAGUGCUGCUUGUUGUCCAGCAGUGUGUGAAGAAAGUCGAACACCAACUACAGGAACAACAACAGGAACAUCUUCCCUUCCGCAGGAAGAUGCUAAAACUACAACUGCGUCUACUUCUCCCGCACAAGAAGAAGAACCAAAGAAGAAAGUACUACAACAAGGAGAUGAUUCCUCUAGUGAGGAACCCGAAGACGACAGCUCCUCUGAGGACGAGAAGGAAAACAUAGACAUGAAGCAAGCAUCUGCUGCUGACCAAUCUGGCGACGAAGAUUAUCCUUACCCAGUCGACGAUGGCGACCAUUUCGAAACCUCUGAAGAAGCCUAUGGAGACCUAAAAGCGAUCCUCGACUUCCAUGUCAAGCUCACGCACAACGCAACUACUGGCCAGCAGCAAAAAGAGGUCGUGGCCUACGAUCCUUACUUUUGUACUGGCAAUGCAAAAGUCUUGUUGGAGAAGGUGAUGCAAAAUGUAGGGCAGAAAGGUGAUGAAAAAUGUAGUGGAAAGAAGCAUAUUAACAAGAGCAGCAAGAAAAAGGCGGGAGCCAAACAUGAUGAAGAGGAACUUCUAGAUGAGGAAGAUCUUGACGAAGAUCCAGCGCUCGAUGAAGAGGAAGAAGAAGAACUCGAUGAAGAUGGUGACCACGAACAAGCAGCGGUAGCUGCAACAAAGUCCUCCUUGUUUCGUGUGAUCAAUGAGAAGCGUGAUUUUUACGCUGACAUCGAGAAAAACGUCAUUCCAGAUUACGACUUACUUGUGACGAAUCCACCCUAUUCUGGCGAUCACAAACAGCGACUCCUCGUCUACCUUCUAGCCGACUUGAAGAAGCGCGUAGCGUCCCAGCAAGAGAAACUGAAAAAGGAACUAGAGGAUUUGAAAGAACUCGAGAAGAUCGAAGAAGGUGGACAAGCCUCAUCAACUGUUGUAGAUGCGAAAACGCGUAAAAAAAUAGUGAAGAAGCUGAAAAACCAAGUCUUAUCCACCGCGCGACCUUUUUGCAUGCUAAUUCCGUCUUGGACAUGUCAGAAGUCGUUUUUCAGGAAGUGGCUAUGGGAAAUCGGAAAUGUACUGGAGGAAGUUAGAGGAACCACGACGGCUGCUGCACCAGCGACUAGUUCAUCUUGUAGUCUAUCUUCUAAGAAGUUCGAAGAUUCUCCAGACCUCGAGCGACGAGCUGAGGUGUUCUACAUCGCGCCCUGGGGGUACAACAGGAAGAAGUACGAGUUCAUCCACACGAAGGCGAAUCAGAAGAGUGGUGCUGCGCCGUUUUUUGGCGUGUGGGUGUGUGGUGGAUUCCGAAACUAUCAUGGCUUCGACACGAAGUUUGGAGGUAAAAAGAUCACCUUGGACCUGCAAGGCCUGGUAAAGAUGGGUCUAUGUAGGUCGAAUGAAGAUGUGAAAAAGCGCAGAGAACUGAAUGAAAAACAAAAGUGGAGAGCAGAAACGUAUGGGAAGAAAGGUGCUGGAAAAAAGGGAAAGAAGGGAGAAGGAAAGACCAAUCAACAUGGUGGGAAAAAGGGAGACCACAAAGGAGGUAAAGACGCUACUUCCAAGGGUCUUAAAGGUAAAAUCUCUAACUCAAGUAAAGGAGCAAAGGAUCUGCCUGUGAAAAAGCAUAGUGCUUCUAUUUCAGAAAGCAAAGCGGAUCAUGUAGUUGCGGAGACGACAAAAGUAGAGAACAAGGUUCGUCCCAGCAAGAGCGAUGUCAAGGAAGCAGCUUCCAGCACUGGAACUGUAGCCUCGUCUAGUAAUGAACAGCAAAAAGGCGACUCUUCCACAACACCAGCAGCACCGAAGAAGAAAAUUAUUUGCCGACAUUUCAACUCAGAAAAGGGAUGCAGUAGGGGAGAUAAGUGUCGUUUUGAACACGUGAAAGAGUAGACGCCCAAUCACUCUCUUCCCCCAUGAUCCUACGCGAUAAUAUUUCAUGACCUUUUCAUCAGGGGAACGCGACCCUACCAAGAAUGAUAUGCACUCACUUACAAUUUGUUAAAAAACGUUGUACAACUGCUAUGCUUCUGAGCGAACUCCUAUGUU